Molecule: messenger RNA, 273 nt
Organism: Choloepus didactylus (southern two-toed sloth)
Lineage: Eukaryota; Metazoa; Chordata; Mammalia; Pilosa; Megalonychidae
Product: 28S ribosomal protein S36, mitochondrial-like
Exons: 1
Coding region: 1-273 (90 amino acids)
Biological process (GO): 2-oxoglutarate metabolic process
Source: RefSeq, a predicted model, not a curated record
AUGGUAGGCAGCCAGAUGGUGUCUGCAGGCAGGGCUGUUCAGGUAGUCAAGCCCCAUACUCCAUUAAUAAGGUUCCCUGACAGAAGAGACAACCCUAAACUCAAUGUAUCAGAAGCUUUGAGAUCAGCAGGAAUACCAUCCCACUCUUCUGCAAUUUCACAGCAUUCUAUGGGAAGUAAAUCACUAGAUUUGCUGAUGCAUCAGGGUCCUCCAGAUACUGCAGAAAUAAUAAAACCACUACCUCAGAAAUACAAAAGGAAACCUAUGUCUUAA